Molecule: messenger RNA, 9439 nt
Organism: Mya arenaria
Lineage: Eukaryota; Metazoa; Mollusca; Bivalvia; Myida; Myidae
Product: dnaJ homolog subfamily C member 13-like
Exons: 54
Coding region: 146-6880 (2244 amino acids)
Biological process (GO): receptor-mediated endocytosis; endosome organization; regulation of early endosome to late endosome transport
Cellular component (GO): endosome membrane
Source: RefSeq, a predicted model, not a curated record
UGGGAGUUGGACUGCGCACGCGCAGUAUAAACAGGAUGUAAAUGAAUGCAAACACGAAAUCAGAAAAAAAUAUCCUGGAAAAAUGAACAUUUUGAGGUUUAUUUCUUGACCUAGCUGAUAACCACAGGAAGGCAUAUCGGGAAUCAUGAAGGAAAACAGGGAUCUUGCUUGCUACUUCAUCACCAAACAUUCAUGGAAAGGAAAAUACAAAAGGAUUUUCUCAGUGGGUACACAUGGCAUCACAACAUACCACCCCCAGUCUCUUGAAGUCACGAACCAGUGGUCAUACAAAGAGUUUGUCAGCAUCACCCCCAAUGUUCGGGCACCCGCCAACAAUGAGUUUCUCAUCUCGAUGUUAAAGGGGCGUAAAACAGAGCAGAUGAAAUUCUCUACUGACCAUAGGUCGGAUCUGCUUACGGAAGCACUGAGGUUCCGAGAGCAGUUUGCUGACAAGCCCUUUGUCAAAAAGCGUUUCAAUGCUCGAAAGCACCAUUGGUCGGACAGUCGUGUGCCCGUAACUCUCGAGGUUUCCCAGAGUUCCCUGAACCAGGUGGACGGCUCGGGGAAAGUGUUGUGUUCAUACGACUACAAAGAUAUGGAAGGCUUGGCUUUGGUUUCUGAUUAUCCAGGCGGAGUGGCAGUCAUCCAUGGUGGAUUCAGCAGACUGCACUUGUUUGCCCUGGAGGACAGAGAUGGCUUGAUACAGUCGGUAAUGACGGCAGCUGCGGAAUAUGUCGGGAUUGCGAUAAAACAGAGGAAGGCCCCAAUCACCUUUGAUCAGUUUGUUACACACAGGCUGGGCAAAUACAGCACGGAUGAGGCCCUGACUUCAUACGCAGAGUUCACUGUCCAGAAAGUGUCUCCUCGUCAUAGUGACGCAGUGAGGCGAACCCUGUGCUUGACGGAGACUUGUCUAGUGGAGCGUGACCCGGCAACAUACAACGUUACUACGUGUAAACCCCUCUGUGAUGUCUUUGCCAUUAUACGGGAUCAAGAGAAUCCACAGCAGUUUUGUGUCGAGUAUGUGAAGGGUGCCAUACGAACUUACCUCUCCACGGACAGAGAUGCGUUGAUAGCAUCCGUUUUGGAUGGAGUUCGGGCAUCAGGAAACCGAGACAUCUGUAUACGAAGGAAGAAAACAGCACGAGGAUACAGGCUAGGUCCCUUCACAGUUCCUGUCGAUGAGGAAGUGGAAAGUCAGCAUCUUAAAUUUAUCAUGUCACCAGCCGAGAAGAUGACUUUUAACGAGGCAGUAAUGAGAUUUAACAGUAAUGUCUCAUACAGCGGAUUACUACAUGCAGUCACACAAGAUAGGCUGUUUGCCGAGAACAAGGAGAAACUGAUCAAUGGUGCUCUUGCAGGCUUGCUUGAACAAGAAGGGGAUCAGAAUGUCAUUAGUAGUGAGAACCUGGAAGCCCAGUUUCAUGCCUUGCGGAGGCUUGUAGCUUCCAAGGCGGGAUUUGGAGCAUUCACUAGACUGCCCAAGAUGCGUGAAAAGGUUGGAUUAAAAGUUGUGAAAGCCCUGAAACGUAAUGACGAAGGUGUAAAACACGCGUCCCUGGACAUGCUGUGUGCGUUAAUGCAGCCCAUGCAUGAUGACUACGAUUUGCGACAGGAGCAACUCAACAAAACAUCCCUUCUGUCAUCGCAGAAAUUUCUGAAAACUCUGCUAGAGAUGUUUAAUGAUCACGUGGUCCACAGUACGGGAGCUUUGGUUAUAUCGGCCAUGUUGGAUUUCCUUACCUUUUCCCUCUGCGCACCAUACAGUGAAACCACCGACGGCGGACAUUUUGACUCGCUGCUGGAAAUGGUCGCAGCUAACGGCAGAAUUGUGUUCAAGCUUUUCCAGCACCCCUCCACUGCCAUCGUCAAGGGGGCUGGAUUGGUCAUGAAGGCCAUCAUUGAGGAGGGAGAUGCAGAAAUCGCUGCCAAGAUGCAGGAUCUAGCGCUAGCCGAGGGGGCGCUACCAAAGCACCUCCAUUCUGCCAUGUUCACACAAUCAGCGGACAACCGAAUGCUGACAAAUCGCCAACUUAGUAGACACCUUGUAGGGCUGUGGGUCACCGGACAUCCAACAGCCAUGGGCUUGCUUAGAAGAAUACUGCCGAGUGGAUUACUGUUGUACCUCGAUUCAGCAGACGAUGUUCCUGAACAUGAGGACGACAGACUUCACAUCAGAGACAAUGUGAAACUAGCUCAGGACCACCAGAAUCGGCAUAAGAAGAAUGUUCACAUACAGUUGUUAGAGAAAAAAGUGGACCAAGUCUUACAGCAUUGGAGGGCCAGGAUAGGAUUGGAAAGUAAACAGACUAAAGAGCAGAUGCCUAUUACCCUGAGAAAGCGAAGACAGCGGAUCAAAAGUGAAGCCAACUGGCCGCUCUUCUACUACCACUUCAGUCAUGACCAUGCAAAACCAAACCUCAUUUGGAACUACAAGACUCGAGAAGAGCUGCGUGAAGCCUUGGAGAACGAGAUGAGGGCUUUCAAUGUGGACAAGGAGCUUGGAUCAAAUUGUGUGAUUGGCUGGAACCAUCAGGAGUUUGAAGUCCAAUAUCACUGCCUGUCCGAUGAAAUCAAAAUAGGUGAUUAUUUUUUGCGUCUGCUCCUGGAGGAAGAUGAAAAUGAGUCGGAGGAAGUCAGCGCUAUAAAGAGAUCGUACGAGUUUUUCAACGACCUUUACCACCGAUUUCUCCUGACUCCCAAAGUGAACAUGAAGUGUAUGUGUCUACAAGCAAUGACGAUAGUGUAUGGCAGAUGUCACGAGGAAAUCGGGGCAUUUAACGAUACCAAGUAUAUCGUGGGGAUGCUGGAAAGGUGCUCAGACAAACUAGAGAGGGACAGACUGGUGAUGUUUCUCAACAAACUGAUUUUACACCAAAGAAAUGUCAAGGAAAUAAUGGACGCCAACGGGGUCAAAGUCCUUGUUGACCUGUUGACACUAGCUCAUUUGCAUACGACCCGGGCAACUGUUCCACUGCAGACAAACGUGAUAGAAGCAGGGGCAGAUAUGAAGCGGGAGAGUGAGAAAGAGUGGUACUAUGGCAACAAGGAUAAAGAAAGAUUAGGGCCUUACAGCUAUGAGGAGAUCAAUAGACUCUGGGACGAGGGUGUUGUGCAUAACAAGACGCGAUGCUGGGCCCAAGGGAUGGAUGGAUGGCGCCCAUUACAACUGAUCCCGCAGCUCAAGUGGAAGCUGAUGGCCACGGGUCAGGCGGUCAUGAAUGAGAGCGACCUUGGGUGUCUGAUACUCAACAUGUUUAUACGCAUGAGUGAAUAUUACCCCAGUAGAGAUGUAGAUGGUGCUAUAGUCCGCCCCUUGCCAAGAAUCAAACGGGUGCUCUCAGACCCCCUCUGUCUUCCACACAUAGUACAGUUGCUGUUGACUUUUGACCCGAUCCUGGUGGAAAAAGUUGCCUUCCUUCUGAAUGACAUAAUGGCCGACAACCCCAACAUAUCUCGUCUAUACCUAACUGGCGUGUUCUUCUUCAUCAUGAUGUACACAGGAUCGAACGUGCUUCCAAUUGCUCGAUUCCUCAAGAACACCCAUGUGAAACAGGCUUUCAGAUCAGAUGAGAACUCUAGUUCUGACCUGAUGAUCCGCAGUGUUCUUGGCCAUAUUCUCCCCGAGGCUAUGGUGUGCUACUUGGAGAAUUAUUCUGCAGAGAAAUUUGCUCAAAUCUUCCUCGGCGAGUUUGAUACUCCUGAGGCAAUCUGGAAUGCUGAAAUGAGACGAAUGAUGAUAGAAAAGAUAGCAUCCCACCUGGUGGACUUCACCCCUCGUCUUAUGUCUAACACGCGAUCCCUGUACCAAUACUGUCCCAUACCUGUGAUAAACUACCCGCAGCUAGAACAUGAACUCUUCUGCAACAUCUACUACUUGAAACAUCUCUGUGAUACCAGGAAGUUCCCUGACUGGCCAAUCAAGGAUCCUGUCAGAUUACUCAAAGACAUUCUGGAAGCUUGGAAGAAGGAGGUUGAAAAGAAAGCACCCACCAUGUCCUUAGACGAGGCUUAUCAGACUUUGGGGCUGGAUAAAGGUGUAGGAGGCCAUGAAGAGGGUAAGGUGAGGAAGGCGUAUUUCCGGCUGGCCCAGAAAUACCAUCCAGACAAGAACCCUGAUGGACGGGAAAUGUUUGAAGCUGUGAACAAAGCGUAUGAGUUCUUGUGUAGCAAGUCCAAAAUCACAGACGGCCCUGACCCUAGAAACAUUGUUCUCAUACUGAAGGCCCAGUGUAUACUGUUCAGCAGAUAUGGAGAGGAGCUACGCCCGUACAAGUAUGCAGGCUACCCCAUGCUUAUCAAGACAAUCCGAAUGGAAACCAAUGAUGAUCAACUAUUCUCCAAGUCUGCACCGCUUCUUGCUGCUGCAAGUGAACUGGCCUUCCAUACAGUGAAUUGUAGUGCUCUAAAUGCUGAAGAGUUGAGGAGGGAAAAUGGCAUUCAGGUUCUACAAGAAGCGUUUGCCAGAUGUAUCAAUGUGAUUGGCCUCUCGAGCAAACCUGAAGACCUAGCAGUCGAGGUGUGUAUGCACAUUACACGGUGCUACUCUGUGGCGUCACAGUUCAAGGGCUGCCGGGAGAGGAUACAGGAACAACAAUCUAUCAUCAAAGACCUGUGUAGAAUACUCUAUUUUAAGAACUUGACCAAGCUGUGUACGGUGGUAGCAGAAUGCGUGAGCGCCUUCUGUAUUGAUUUCUGGCUACAGACACAUCUGUUUCAAAGUGGCGUUCUGUGGCAUCUGCUGCUCUACCUCUUCAAUUAUGACUUCACUCUGGAAGAAUCAGGUGUUGAAAAAAGUGACGACUCAAACAAACAAGAGAUUGCAAACCAGCUGGCAAGACUGUGUAUACGGGCUUGUGGGCGACUGGGUGGUUACCUUGCCAGCUCAGAGGAAGGCGAAGAUAAUCCACCGGACAAUCCAGCAGUGAAGAAAUCGUUGAUGGCGAUGUUGACACCGUACCUGGCACGGAAAUUGAGCAAUCCUGUUCAGUCAGAGUUGUUGAAGAUUCUAAAUAGUAACACGGAGAAUCCGUAUUUGAUAUGGGACAAUGCCACAAGAGCUCAGUUGACUGAAUUCCUCACUGACCAACAGCAGCAGAUGAUGAAAACAGGAGAAUCUGAUCCGGACUUUGGAGGGAUGUUUGUGUUCGAUAUUCAUGCCAAGGAGUUGAUUGUGGGUGAAAUAUUUGUGAGGAUCUACAAUGAACAGCCUACAUUUCCUCUGGAGAAUCCAAAAGGAUUUACAAUUGAUCUCUUAGACUUCCUUGGAUCUCAAGCACAGUACCUACAUUCCUUACUAAUGCUGCAGAAGUCAAAUAAGAACUCCCCUGAUGGACAGGGCUCCUCCCAGCUCAGUCGACUGGGUCAGGUGGAAAUGGCGCUAGAAGCAUUGCGGAAUGUGAUAAAAAAUAACCAAGGUGUGGAAAUCCAGUGUAUCGGACAUUUCAAGCUCAUGUUCUGUCUACUGAGGCUUGAUGACUGUGCCAAACUGCAGCAGCUCGCUCUCGAGGUAAUCAAUUGUGUAUCAGCGAACCAAGAAUGUGUGAAAGACAUCGCAGCUUCAGAAGUACUAGGUUAUCUUCUCUUAGCCAUACAGUUAUUACAAAACUGUCGAGCACUCACUCUAGAAACGCUGGCUGCUCUAAUGUCCAGUACCAAGAUUGUGAAAGAAGCCAUGGCUAAAGGUGCUCUAGUCUACUUACUGGACUUAUUCUGCAAUGCCACAAGGCCUGAAGUAAGGGAGAAAACUGCAGAACUUUUUGCCAAAAUGUUGGCAGACAAACUUGUCGGCCCAAAAGUGCGGAUAAUUCUUGGGAAAUUUCUGCCCGGGAUAUUUAUGGAUGCUAUGAGAGAUAGUGCUGAAGCAAGUGUCCACAUGUUUGAAGGUACCCAUGAGAAUCCGGAGCUGAUCUGGAAUGAUGAAUCCCGAGAGAAGGUCUCUCAUGAAGUCAAAACAAUGAAAGACAAACACUACAAGGCACAGAGGGACAACCCUGAUCUCAAGUGGAACCUGCCGGAAGAGUUCAACGUUGUGUAUAACGAGGUCGCAGGGGAACUGGUGGUGGGUGGGGUGUUCUUACGCCUGUUUAUAUCCAAUCCUGGUUGGGUGCUACGAAAACCGAAGGAGUUCUUGACAGAACUACUGGAGCUGUGGUCAAAACUCGUCUCUGUUGCCUCGCCUGAUGCAGAGAAACUAGAAACAGUUACCACAGCGACUGUGUGUCUGUUUUCAAGUCAUUCUAGUCUUACGGAUCAAGUCCCGUCCCUCGGCUACGUGCCAAAAGUGUUCUCCGCGAUGAAGGAGAAAAACACCUCCAUCCCGAAAAGUGCAAUACAAGUCUGCCAUCAACUGGCUGGGAGUGAGAUAUGUAUCCGAUCAAUGGCCCAAGUUGAGUGUAUAGGUCCCAUUAAGACAGCAAUGCAGACCAGACGGGACUCUAUAGCCCUAGCUUGUGAAGCACUUAGUAAAAUGUUUGACAAAGGAGAAGAGGAACUUGUAUCCCAGGCGUUACGUACAGAGAUGGUGCAAUACCUACUAAAGCUGUUGGAAGCUGGUUUGGAGGCUAUAGACAACCCAGCGUCUACAAAGGCUCAGAUUGUUAAGGCAAUUAAAGCCAUGCAGAGGAGUUUGCUGUAUGCAGAACAGAUUGAUACCAUCCUGAAUGCUUCACACACAUGGCGGGAAUACAAGGACCAGAAGCAUGAUCUGUUCAUAAGUGAUACACCGAUAGCUGGCUACCUCACAGAUAAACCCCACGAAGGUUCAACAUACACUCCAGGUCCUAGUGGGCCCAGUGUUGCAGGGUACCUGACAUCUGGUUCCCAUUCUGUGAUGCCUGAUAAGCCCCCGCCUGUUGACCAUCACCAUGACGACCAUUAGUGACAAUUUUGAUUGGAUAGUAUUUAUAGAGCAAGUAAAAGACAGUGGAAACUAAACAAAUUGGCUCUUGAAUUGAAACAAAAUGUAAACUUAACAAUCACUAUAGGAAGAGCACACUGUUUAAGUUUUGAAAGACAAUUAACUGAAGAAAUAUCAUGUAAUUAUAAAUCUCUCUUUCAAGUUCUUUCUAGUGGUAUCUUAGUUAAUGGUUAUUUUUGUAACUAAAUGCUGGAUCAAUGGAUUAUGCAUGAAGUUAUACCUUGGAGUAAGAAUUCACCGGGGGGCUAGUGCUCAAAUAAGAUGCAUUUUAUGAUAAUAUAAUGCUUUAACCAAUGGCCGUGAACUGUUGAUAUUAACCAAUGAAAGUGAUUCAUACAUUGUGAUUCAAAUACAUGUAGAUUUGCAUUUUCAAUGCAUAUCAUAUGAAAAUGCAUAUCAUAUAAAGCCCUUGUAACAAUGUAAAUCAUGUUUAUAAAAUUGAUAACAUCUUACAUCAUUACAUGUGAAAGGCACCAUAACGUUAAGAUGAAUUAGUCAUAUUUAUAUUAUAGAAUUACACCAACAAAUAAAUGUUUGAACGAUGUGCAUUUUUGUAAAAUAAUUUAUUAUAUGUAUUUUGUACAGAUUGUUUCGUAAAUGUUGUGGUCCGUUUAGAUUUGACAUCAUUAUACACUUCGUUCUGCUGAGAGUUAUAUGCUUCAAUGUUCAAAUUUGUCACAAAUUAUGGCUUUGUUCACGAUUGCUUUGCACUGAAUCAUAUAAUCAUAUAAAUUUCAAAAUGUGCUAUUACUCUUGUAAACGUUGUUAUGUGAGUAUGUCAACACUGUUUGUUGAUAGCUCCUAUGUGGUGUGUUGAGAUACAAUGUAUCUUUUUUAAGUCAUGAUUAAGUCAUUUUUAGCUUGUCUAUUUUCUGGAUGAAUAAAAAAAGUCGGAGUUUUUGUCAUUGUCAUAUUAAGAUGUCAUCAGGGUCGUCUGGCAACAACUUCAGGUUUGGCCAUAAUUCAAAAACCAUUCAACAAAUUCUAACGAAACUUAGUACACAUCUGCCAACAACAAUAUCCAUAUUCACAGCAAGGCCCAUUACCCUAGCUUUAUCAAUUGUUGAGUUGUGCCCCCAUUUUCAAUUGAAAAGCAAUUGAUGCUCUUGUUUUCGGUGUAUAGCUUGUUGAUAUAAUUUCAAAUUGUUUGAUUGUUAUAGAUUGAAUGGAAGACUCAUUUAAACUGCUUUUAAUAAAGUCCUUACCAUGUAUUUAAGAUUUUGAAAUUGUGCAAUAUUCAUUCAUUUUAUAGCAUGUCUGUGUACCAUUCACUUCUCACGUACAUGUAGUCAGUCUAUAACUGAUUGUCCAUGUAUUGUACAUGUGCAUGGAUGUACAUGUAGUCAGUCUAUAACUGAUUGUUAUUAAAUUGUACAUGUGCAUGGAUGUACAUGUAGUCAGUCUAUAACUGAUUGUUAUUAAAUUGUACAUGUGCAUAGAUAUAUAAUGUUAUAUGUGUUUCCUAUUAAAAUGUAUAUGUUAAUGAAGAUUUUGUUUCUUAAAAAUCCUGGCAUUAAGUGCUGAUUAUAAUAAUUUCAUUUGUUCAUGUUUUACAUUAUCAUACUUUUAAAAUAUCUAUUUAGUAACGAAUAAAACUGCCAAAGCUAGUGGACAAAUGUUAAACUGUGAGCGUCGGACACAGAUAUUUUUUAACUACACAUUAUUUUGAAUAAUAGUAAAAUGUGCUUUUCCCGUCAUCAAAUUUUGUCCGUCAUGUGGGUUUGGAAAAAAAAUGUGAAAAAUGACUUAUUUUGCUGAAAAACGUGUCACAAACAAAUAUGUUCAUAAUAUUUUCUAAGUCACUUAUAAUGAAAUAAAUCUGAUGUUCAAUCACUGAAAUAUAGUGCAAUCAUACACUGGAACAAACACUUUUUAUUACUUGCUUACAAUUCUUAGAACACUGAUUAAUUGAUAUUUAAUGGAAAAUGGGGCCAUGUUUUUGCCAAAUGACAUCUGAUUGCAAAUGAGGUCAUUAAUUUUUAUUCUCAGCAUUGUGUGUGAUAAUUUUAAGGAUUUUUUUACUGUAUAACAGGCUCAAAUAAGUCAAAUAAUAUUUUGAUAUACUCAAUGUUUCAAAUGGAGAGUUUAUCAAUAUUUUGAUAUCCUCACUGUUUCAAAUGGAGAGUUUAUCAGAAUAUCAUCUUCUAUUCGUUUUCAAUUAACCUGAAUAACCACAAUAAAGAAUGAAUUCAAACUAUCUUAAUGAAGAAAUAAAAUAACUAAGUAGAAGGAAGUGAUGCAAAAUAUUUCCAACUUGAAAUCCAACAAUAUGCUCCAAGCAUAGAAUAAUUGUAUGAAAAAUUUAUACAAAUGAUCUAGUUUAAUGUGAUUGUGUGUUGAAUGUUGGAAGAUUUGUUUUGGGCACAACCUGUCCUAUUGAAUGUGCUUACUCUUGAUUUUGAUAAAUUAUCCAUAAUCAUUUAUUGGCAGUAUAAAACCGUUGUUAAUUGUUAAAUGUACAUGUUAUGUAUUGAUAUAUUUAUAUCAUAGAAUGAUACAGAGAAUAAAACGAAACCUUUA